Messenger RNA from Lithohypha guttulata, 291 nucleotides. RefSeq lists its product as uncharacterized. Lineage: Eukaryota; Fungi; Ascomycota; Eurotiomycetes; Chaetothyriales; Trichomeriaceae. Bases 1 to 291 code for a protein of 96 amino acids. The transcript has a single exon. The record is from RefSeq and is a predicted model, not a curated record.
AUGCUAGGCAAAGACGCUUCACGUGUUCGCCAUAACGGCUAUUGUCUACAUCCAUUUUACCUCAGCCUGGAACCAAUCGACGUCAACAGAUCCCAGCGAUGGGCUUGCUACAGUGCACAUGUCUCAGAUCAAGAGGUGGUAGUCUACAAGCAGACGCCAAAAUGUCGCUUGGAUCUGACCUGGCAGGACAGAGAGGAGGAUUGUGCCAAAGCAAAGGCAACCCCAACGAAAAUUCUAGACAACAAAGACGACGAGUGGAAAGAGAAUACUGCUCUGGAAGAUGCAAACUGA